AUGGGAUACAAACCCUUCCAAUCGACCUACUAUGACGAACGCAUGCGGGCCUCGCCGGCGCUGCUGCGAGCUCGUGCACCGUACCUGGUGAAGAACACCAUCACCGGGUUUGCUAUCUGCAGUCUGGUGAUUGGCAUCUACACUUACACCAUCAACGCCAUCUCUCAAGACGAGUUCGAAGAUGUCAUCGUACCCGAAGAGCCAAUGAGGCGACCGCAACAACUGUCUGGAGGAAAUGUGCCGGGCGCAACAACACAAGCCAUUGUCGAUGCACGAAAGUGA
Parastagonospora nodorum SN15 is the source of this 282-nucleotide messenger RNA. RefSeq lists its product as hypothetical. Gene Ontology annotation, biological process: mitochondrial respiratory chain complex IV assembly. The transcript has 3 exons. The record is from RefSeq and is a predicted model, not a curated record. The coding region runs from base 1 to 282 and encodes 93 amino acids. Lineage: Eukaryota; Fungi; Ascomycota; Dothideomycetes; Pleosporales; Phaeosphaeriaceae. Gene Ontology annotation, cellular component: mitochondrial inner membrane.